Messenger RNA from Pseudophryne corroboree (corroboree frog), 3057 nucleotides. RefSeq names its product E3 ubiquitin-protein ligase RNF31-like. Bases 54 to 1412 code for a protein of 452 amino acids. Gene Ontology annotation, molecular function: K48-linked polyubiquitin modification-dependent protein binding; zinc ion binding; linear polyubiquitin binding. Gene Ontology annotation, cellular component: LUBAC complex. The transcript is spliced from 15 exons. The record is from RefSeq and is a predicted model, not a curated record. Gene Ontology annotation, biological process: protein linear polyubiquitination. Lineage: Eukaryota; Metazoa; Chordata; Amphibia; Anura; Myobatrachidae.
CCCAAUGACAGCUCUCAUCUCCAGAAGCAAGAGACAAAGGGGCUAGUCAGACCAUGAAAAUAGAUACACAAGGAAAUAGUUGCCUGAUUUUCAUUCAUCGAUGUCUGCUGUGGAUUUGCUGUUUGCAAAGAGAUGAUGACAAUACAAGUACAACCAACAACGUCUCCCAGAGGGGGAGAAAUGAUGACUUCCAUUUACUGGAAGAAAAACAAAGAAUAUUUGAGCGGUUAUGCAUGGUGAGCACUGGCUGCUGGAGUAUGGAGGAUAUACAAGAAGCUGUUUCCUCUUGCCCGGACUACACAUCUGCUCUCCAAUACCUAUCACACGAGUGCCAGAUAUGCAGGGAACAAUUCCCAUAUUCAAAGUUUGUGAAGAUGACACACUGCAAUUGUUCCUUCUGUGAGCUGUGUUUCAUUCACCACUUCUCCUCUGUGAUCAAAGAGAAGAGUGUCAUAAACUUUAUGUGUCCGAUCUGCAAGAAGCCGGAGCUGGGGAAUGAGGGCAACGCAGAAGAAUCCAUGGAGUUUUUCAGCUUAUUGGAUACACAGAUCCAUCACUAUCUUGACCAAGAAACCUAUGAAUUAUUUCAAAGAAAACUGAGAGACAGAGCAUUACUGAAGAUGCCCAAUUUCCGCUGGUGUAGCCAUUGCUCAUUUGGCAUUGUGCAUGAAGUAGACACAUUAAAAAUGGAUUGUCCAGCCUGCAAUAAAAGCACCUGUUUCAGCUGCAAAGAGCAAUGGGAGGACGCACAUGAAAAUCUAAGGUGUGAAGAGUUUAGACUGUUAAAGCUGCAGCACCAACCACAGGAACUGGACACCUAUCUUUUGGAGCAUGGGAUUGAUUGCCCAUCUUGUACAUUUCGAUUUGACUUGUGGAAAGGUGGAUGUCUACACUUCAAGUGCACGCAGUGUCAGUAUGAAUUCUGUGGUGGCUGCGGACAACCGUUUCACCAGGGAUCUGGGUGUAACUUCUCAGAUGAAUGUCAUGCGAAGGGAUUAAACGCUCAUCACACUCGUGACUGUUUCUAUUACUUGAGGGACUGGGACAUAGAAAGACUUCAGCAGCUGCUGCAGGAAAGUGGAAUAAAGUACAAGAGUGAUCUCAACAGAGAGCCGCCAGGCCCACUGGAAGGAACCCUUAGUUCAGAGAAGAAGAGUCACGAUGACCAGACAGGACAGAAAGACGAUAAUAGUGUCAAUAAUGUGGACAAAAAAGAAUUCUUAGUGAGAAUAAUAAAGUCUAAUUGCCUGGAUCCGGCCGAUCUGUACACCGAGGAAGAAAUGGAAGUAGAACUUCGGCGAUGGCACGUAACCAUUCCAGAAAAUAGCGAAGACUAUAGUAAGGAAACACAUCUGCAGAAAAUGAAAAUGAUAUUAAAGAAAGAAAUACCUCUGUCCCUGUAUCCAGAUUAAUACGGAGAGUUCUCAUAAAGCGAAAACGUAAUAUUUAAAAGUAUAACUAGCAGUAGCGAAUUUGCUGUUGACUGACAAGGGGACGGUCUAUCAUCUACUUGACUUAAAUAUAAAAACACAUUACUAAAGAAGCAGCACAAUAACACCAUUGCAGGCAAGAAGUAAUAAAUGCUGUAUGUAUCCAUGCGGGAGAGAUCUGCAUACACAAGGACAGAGGACUGAAAUUCCAGGGAAUUAGCUACUGACGCAUUUCGCUCACCAUCAUACAUUUUCACAUUUCUAAUUUUUACUAAUGUGUCACAGUUAAACAAGAAUUGUGUAUUCAGAGAACCCUAUUGAAGACUACUGGACCAGGCUUGGUAACACUAUAGUACAGAUAUCUUUAGUCUGGAAUACAGUACCCGGCAGACACACAAAUGGUCUACCUCCAUAAUGUAGAGUUUUAAAAAGGUACAUGAACUUAGGUUAAAAACGCCAGGCUCUGAAGACAUGAAAGGGAUAUACAUAAAUCUGCAUAUAGGCAUACUUAGGACUUAAGCGCAAUGGACACACAUUAUUGUAAAUGUGCAGGAAACUGUAGCAAACUCAUCGCUAAUCACUCGCCUUGCAAGUAGCUGCAAAAGAAAAGUAUAAUCAAACUGUAUUGAAGCCAUGAAGUCAAGUGUAACCAAAGGUGUAAUCUCUGUAUGCAUUGUAUGAAACAGGAAAUAUGGAGGACAGUGUUAAGAGCAAAAUUAUAGGCAAUUAUAGUGCAGCCAUUUUCACUAUUGUAUCCUAUAGAUUGUCUAGGAGUGGGUGCAAGAAGACAAGGCAACCAUUCCCAAUCACUAGCUAUUUCACUAAAGCCUUGCAGCCUUUGUACUCAUAUUUGUUUAUCAUAUACAGUAAAGGGGGGUACACACGGAGAGAUCAGUGCUUAAAUUGUAAGCAAUAUGACUAGAUUACUUAGAAGUUAAGCACGGAUCUCUCCUUGUGUACCCCCCACAGCGAUAGAGAUGCGCUGCCCCGUGCGUCCCUAUCGCCGGUGCUAGAUUGGCCUGCAUGCAGGCACAAUCUAGCAGGUCGCUCAUUUCACCGCUGGGUGAAAUGAGCUGCACCCCCCUUGCUCAGCACAGAUGUGUGCUGAGCGGUCACUGAUAGAUUGCUCCGCACAAAUCUCUCCCCGUGUGUACGGGGCUUAAGUAGUACUUGGUACUGCAUAACAAUACUAUAGCAGCACCACAAUGCUCCCUUGUCAACAGUAUACUUUAGAAGUGAAUGUAACACCUAGGAAAAGGAGUGUGGAGAUGAAAACAGAAACCACAUGGUGAAUCUCUGCAUUCUGAUUGGCUAGUUUGUUUUGGUAUUCGAUUUUUUUGUAACAUUCAGUUCUGGGGAGUUUUAAGAUUCUGCUAAUUAGAAUGAAGUACAAGAAGGAAACAUUUAAAAAAAUGUAGGGUGAAGACAGCAACUCGCUAACAAUGCAAAAUUUAACAUAAGUUACAGCAGAAACGUGUGUACCUGUAUUUACUUGAACACUAAAAUAAGUAUUUAUUUGUAACAUGUUACAUAUUAUACUACCGGUAUUUCUAUAUUGUACAAAAUAUAACUAUGUAAGUUGUUGGUCUCUAUGUCUGAACAUCUGGUAAACACAAAAUAAACUUGU